AUGAAGAUUCAACAAUUGAUAGUAUUUUUGUUUGCGGUAGUAUUAAUCGAUGCAAGAACACCGAAAAGAUAUUCCGAAUUGGAUAUCGUGAUGCUGACUUGUACAACAUUUAUUGGGAAAUAUGGUACUGUGUGUACUUCAACUGGUAAAAGAUCAACUAAUUGGAAUUGUUAUUGUAAAACGGAUGCUGGGUUUGGAACAAUCUCAGAUUGUUUAGUCCGAGGUUUCAAUAACAACACAAAUAUUAUUAGUAAAUUUACAGAAUCCUGUAAUAUGACAGAAUCUAAGUUUCAUGCUAAAUAUGAUAAAAUUCAGGCUGAAUUCAAAACUAAUGGUACUGAAUAUGCUAAGAUGACUACCAAGUCAUCCAGUGGUAGUAAGACUUCUGCUAGUGCAAGUAAAUCCUCCAAGUCAACAGGUCUGUCCAAUGCCUCGAAGUCGUCCACAAAUGCUCAUGGCAGUAAUAGCAGUACUAGCAGUACUAGCAGUAGUAGUUCCAAAAGUGGUAAAGGCAACAGCGGUACAUCCACAACAGAAACUAUAACCACUCCAUUGUUAAUUGAUUAUAAAAAAUUCACUCCUUACAAGGAUGCUUACCAAAUGUCUAAUAAUAAUUUCAAUCUUUCAAUAAACUACGGUUCAGGGUUACUUGGUUAUUGGGCAGGUAUUUUAGCGAUUGCAAUUUUUGCUAACAUGAUUAAAAAAAUGUUCCCUAGUUUGACAAAUUAUUUAUCUGGUUCAAUUUCCAACUUAUUCAGGAAACAUCUUUUCUUACCUGCCACGUUCCGUAAAAAGAAAGCACAAGAAUUUUCUAUUGGAGUUUAUGGAUUUUUUGAUGGCUUGAUUCCAACCAGAUUAGAAACAAUAAUUGUUGUUAUUUUUGUUGUCUUGACGGGUCUCUUCAGUGCCUUACAUAUUCAUCACGUCAAAGAUAAUCCACAAUAUGCUACUAAGAAUGCUGAAUUGGGUCAUUUGAUUGCCGACAGGACUGGUAUUUUAGGAACAUUUUUGAUUCCGUUGUUGAUCUUGUUUGGUGGUCGUAACAACUUCUUACAAUGGCUAACUGGUUGGGAUUUUGCUACUUUUAUCAUGUAUCACAGAUGGAUUUCCCGUGUUGAUGUUUUAUUGAUCAUCGUUCAUGCAAUCACUUUUUCCGUGUCUGACAAAGCCACUGGUAAAUAUAAUACUCGUAUGAAACGUGACUUCAUGAUUUGGGGUACAGUUUCUACAAUAUGUGGAGGAUUUAUUCUUUUUCAGGCCAUGUUAUUUUUCAGAAGAAAAUGUUAUGAAGUCUUCUUUUUGAUCCAUAUUGUUUUGGUUGUUUUCUUUGUUGUUGGGGGAUACUAUCAUUUGGAAAGUCAAGGAUAUGGCGAUUUCAUGUGGGCCGCCAUUGCUGUUUGGGCUUUUGAUCGUGUCGUCAGAUUAGGGAGAAUUUUCUUUUUCGGUGCCAGAAAAGCAACCGUCUCUAUUAAGGGUGACGAUACUUUGAAGAUCGAGGUUCCCAAACCUAAAUAUUGGAAGUCGGUAGCAGGUGGACAUGCUUUUAUUCAUUUCUUGAAACCAACCUUGUUUUUACAAAGUCAUCCAUUUACAUUUACCACCACAGAGUCAAAUGAUAAAAUAGUGUUAUACGCUAAGAUCAAAAAUGGUAUUACUAGUAAUAUUGCUAAAUAUUUGUCACCUUUACCUGGAAAUACAGCUACAAUUAGAGUCUUAGUGGAAGGUCCGUAUGGUGAACCUAGCAGUGCUGGACGUAACUGUAAGAAUGUGGUUUUUGUUGCUGGGGGUAAUGGUAUUCCAGGUAUUUAUUCCGAAUGUGUUGAUUUAGCCAAAAAAUCAAAGAACCAGUCCAUCAAGUUGAUUUGGAUUAUAAGACACUGGAAAUCUUUAAGUUGGUUCACUGAGGAAUUGGAAUACUUGAAAAAAACAAACGUGCAAAGUACCAUUUAUGUUACUCAACCUCAAGAUUGCUCAGGAUUAGAAUGCUUUGAACACGAUGUUAGUUUUGAAAAGAAAUCCGACGAAAAGGACUCCGUAGAAUCAUCUCAAUAUUCACUCAUUUCUAAUAUUAAGCAAGGGUUAUCUCAUGUUGAAUUCAUUGAAGGGCGUCCAGACAUUUCUACGCAAGUUGAACAAGAGGUUAAACAAGCUGAUGGUGCAAUUGGAUUUGUCACAUGUGGACACCCUGCAAUGGUUGAUGAGUUGAGAUUUGCAGUCACCCAGAAUUUGAAUGUAUCAAAACACAGAGUGGAAUAUCACGAACAAUUACAGACAUGGGCAUAA
Molecule: messenger RNA, 2283 nt
Organism: Candida albicans SC5314
Lineage: Eukaryota; Fungi; Ascomycota; Pichiomycetes; Serinales; Debaryomycetaceae
Gene: CFL1
Product: Cfl1p
Exons: 1
Coding region: 1-2283 (760 amino acids)
Biological process (GO): iron ion transport; intracellular iron ion homeostasis; copper ion import
Cellular component (GO): plasma membrane
Molecular function (GO): ferric-chelate reductase activity
Source: RefSeq, a predicted model, not a curated record